Musca domestica (house fly) is the source of this 4512-nucleotide messenger RNA. RefSeq names its product sodium- and chloride-dependent GABA transporter 1 (gene blot). Gene Ontology annotation, biological process: sodium ion transmembrane transport. Lineage: Eukaryota; Metazoa; Arthropoda; Insecta; Diptera; Muscidae. The transcript has 7 exons. Gene Ontology annotation, cellular component: membrane. The record is from RefSeq and is a predicted model, not a curated record. The coding region runs from base 904 to 4077 and encodes 1057 amino acids.
AUGCAAUGCAAAACGAAACUAAACGGAGAAUGUGCAAAAUAGUCAACAACAGCGAGUAUUGGAUGGCGGCGAUGGCCGUUUGGAAUUCAUUCCCACCAAAGUCAUAAUGUGGUUCUGCACCAGUUGCAAUUCUAAAUCCACAACGUCAAGUCCACAACAACGGAUGAAGACACGAGGCGCGCGAGUAUUAUUGGGUGAUCCGUGAUCCUCCUUUCCUUUACACGGUCAUUUUGAGUAGUUGAGCUGAACGACGUUUGUUUAACAACGACAACAAAACGUCAAGAAUACAAAUUAGUGAAAGAGUGUCAGUGGCUUUUGUUAAUUGUUUUUUUAAACGAAUAAUGGAAUAAAUAAGAAAACAGGCGAAAAAUGCAAGUGUUUGUUUUGAAAUAAAUUGUCAAUUGAAAUAUUCAAAUAUUGAAUAUAAUUAAAAUAAAAAAGAAAAUUAUUUUUUUCUUGUGAUAGUUUAUCGUUUUGUGUGUGUGCGUGGGUGUUGUUGCUGGUGUAUCAUCAAACUUCAGGACAACCUUAAGCCGCUUAAGAUUGCUUCCUGGUUUUCAACGAAAGCGAGAUAAAAAGGGAAUAACCCACAAAAAAUAAACUACAAACGUCGCAUAUGGCGAAAAAAAGAAAAUGCCCCCAAAAGUAAAAUAAAGAAUAGCCGAAAAAAUAACAACAAACAACAUUAAAAAAUAUAGUAACAUAAAAAUAAUAGAAAAGCACCACAAUUAAAAGAUACGCCUUAUUAGUAGAUACACAAUUUCAAAAGCAUUGGCAUCCAAUGCCCUCUGCUUAAAGCCACAGCGGAGAGAAGAAGAACUCAAACAACUAGGAAACACGUUUCUUGCGAAUGAAUGACGAAGUAAAUGAGCAAAACAUAGCAGCAGACUAAGUGGUGGCACAAUGAAUCCAACGUUUAAAACUCGGACAAGUGAUGAAGCACUUGAUGAGCAUAUGCAACAAUUGAAAACUAUUGUGGCCUCACGGAGGCAGAACCCGAAACCACAAGAGUCACAGUCACAGUCAACAUAUAGCGAAAGUCCGGCAGCAAUGCAUCCAGCACCAUCAGAUGCUGGUUCCACCCACAAAUCGUAUCAGCCAACAAAGCAACAACACAUUAACGAGGAUGACAUGCGUAUACGCAGCGAUUCGACAGCUACAAGCAUUUAUGUGAUGGGCAACACACCCAAUGCCAUGGGACAUGAUGCGUACUCCAGUAAUCCCCCCACCAUGGAUCGUAGGCAAGAGCAUCGCCUAUCCUGGGUAAAUAUGCGACGAAGGAUCGAAGGCUCAGUGGCGGAAAGUGAGGGGCCACGACGACCACCCGUAACACCCUCACCCCAAACGACACGUAGUUAUAUUUCGAAUAUAACAACAACCGAAAUGAUGAGUUCUUCGGAUGGCCGCAGUACGGCCUUGAGAAAUGGCAGUAGCGUGGGUGUAGGUGGUGGUGGCGGUACUCUGAGUGGCAGAACAACGGCCACAUCGGGUCACAUGAGUACCAGCGGUGUGACAACCAUAAGUGGCAGCAAUAACACCUUGAAUGAUAUUCAUUCGGAUUAUCAUAGCCAAGAAGUGGGUGGCAGUCGGGAUUUCCAUAAUUUUUCGCGUAGUCCCACCACACCCAUGAAACAGCAUAACUAUUCGGCCAAUGGUAGUUUUAAUUUGGCCAAUGGCAGCACCGUGAAAUUGUUGGCGGGCAAUGAUGAUGAGGCGAAUCAGCAGACCAAAUGUUCAGUAUUUCGUGGUUUAGUACUGUGCCUUUGCUUGAACGUCACCUAUGCCAACGUCGUUCGCUUCCCACGGGAAUUGGAUAAAUAUGGUCUGGCAUAUAUGAUACCAUAUAUUUUACUACUAUUUCUAGUCGGUCUGCCCAUUGUCUUGUUGGAAAUAUCGGUGGGGCAGUUUUUGGGACAGGGAGCAGCGCACACAUGGCGGGCAUCUCCGAUAUUUAAAGGCGCCUGUAUAAUCAGUCGAUUUGCCUCAUGGAUAUCAACGGUGUGGAUAUCACUGCAAGCUGUAAUGUCCAUUGGUUACAUCGGAAUGUUCUCAUUCAAUACGAUGCCAUUUCGGGAAUGCGUCGGUAAUAUACGACUCCUAUCGGAUCGUUAUAUGCUCACGAACAACAGCGCCCAAGAAUGUAUGCAGAAAACAUUUUUAAUACCAUUUUGGGAGAAUCCCUUCUAUUUUGGUCUACUAUCGAUCGGCUUGGUUGUUGUGUGGAUGAUCGUUAUGUUCUGCACCCACAAUGGACGCGUACUGCGACGAGUUCUAUUCACUUUGGGUCUGCUGGGCUUUGCAUUGCUGUGCUGCCUCACAUCAUGGGAGGUACACAAUACCCUACAUCGUUCCGUGCCCUAUUUUCCCGAGCUGUGGCAGUUCACCGAGAAAUAUCUACUCGAAAGUAAUCUCUGGUUCAAUGCCCUAAUGCAGGUGAUUUUCUCUUUGAAUUGUGGCCUGGGAGUGCUGCCAAUGGUCACUGGGAAAUUUCUCUACAAAGGUGAUGCGGUACGAACAUCGGUGGUGUAUUUAUGUUUCAAUUUGCUGAUCAAUGCCAUAUCGGUGACGCUGUUUAUGAUACAAUUUGAUCAUUCCGCCAAUGGGGCAUAUUUGAUUGAUGAAUUGAAGCCAUUGACGGCCAUUUACGAUAGGAUUUUAUAUGACACACCGAAAUAUGCCUUGUGGAUUAAACUGCUACCAUCCUUGGUCAAUGGUUUGGUGGUGGUGGCCUGUUUGGUCUCAAUUGUGGUGGGGGUUUACACCAGUACCCGGUUGGUACCACGUCAUCCCAAUUAUGUCAUAAGUCUGGUGGGUUUGGUGGCGGCCAUAAUUUCCCUCUCCUCGCCGAAUUUCUAUGUGGCGAGGCUGUUGGAUUCACGAGUGGUUGGCACAAUGGUGGUGACGGCCUUGGUGUUUGAGCUAAUAGCUCUGACAUGGAUAUAUGGAGUAAAGAAUAUCUAUACUGAUUUGGAGUUCUCCAUAGGUCGGCCAAUUUUCAAAAUAUGGUUGGGCUUGUGGUGUAUAUGCCCGGCAAUUUUAACGGGACUCCUUGUGUGGUGGUGUUCCGAUGAUGAUCAAAAUGAUGUGCUGCCCACCAUAAUGCCACGUUGGGCGCCAAUAUUGUUUGUCAUCUUUGUGAUUAUGUUGAUAGCCUGUGUGCAGAUAUUCCGCCAGGUGGAAUAUAAUUUCUUUGGCAUGAUCUGUGAGGCAUCCAAAUCGGCCAAGGAAUGGGGACCGGCAGAUCCCUUGGCCCGCCAUGCCUGGAAACAGUGGCGUUCUGUGUGCCAAGAUACAGGUCAGAGGGAUUUCACCCUGAGACGUCGUGGCACCCGUGACUAUACCCAUUCCAUUAAGAAAGGCCAAUAUUCAACAUCGGGCAAGUAUGCCAAUGGCCAGGCCAAUGCAGCGCAGCAGCACUGGAAAUCUUCGACACCGGGUAACAGUUCGCCCAACUACAGUGGUUCGGUGUUUGGUGACUCAGCCAUAGAGGAGGAUAUCAGUGUGGAUAAGUUUCCGGGGAUUUCCCAGCAAUUUGUGCCAUUUCACAACAAUGACAAUCACAAACCUCUCCGCUAUUCGCAUAGAUCCCGAAAUCAGCAACAAGCCCCACCACCCCCGCCUCCUUCGCAGCAGCAAAAAAUCAAUGUCAAUGGCUAUGCCAAUCAUCACCAGCAUCAACAACAGAUGGCGCAUCAUAUGCCGGGCGGACAAGUAGAAUUGCGCAGCUCCAAUCCGGAUACCCCCAAACAUCGAGAAAUUGUCUAUAUUAGACGUAUGUCCUCCGAGGAAGGUCCGCAUGCAACACGCAUCGAAAUCACACCAUCCAAUGAAUCCAUAUCAUAUGCCACAACGCGAAAUCACUCCACAUCAAGGACAAGUGGUCCACAUGAGGAUGUGACCAGCUCGGCUUUGCAUCAUCAACCACAGGCCAAACGUAGCUCCCAAAAUGCCAAUAAAUUGGAAAGUAAUCGAAAUUCUUCCUCGAAAUUGCCACCAACCAUUUCUGAUGAUAAUGGUGAUCACAUAUGUUGGCGCAAGUUUUCCAUGAAUCCUCAAGAGUAUUCAACGGAAUUGUGAUUUUCUCCCCACUUUUGUUUUUCCACUAAAAAAUGAAAAAAAAGUUGUAAAAAAACAAAACAUCAACGAAUCUAGUUUAUUAUUAUUUUUUUUAUAUAGAAAUCCAUAUUUUAUAUGAAAAGUCGUCAUUCCAAUAGAAUUGUAUAUAAGUAAGAUUAAGUCGAUUUAAGAAAAAAACAAUAAAUAAAUAAGAAUUGAAUAUACCACCUAGAAAUUUUGAAUGUAAAAGCGUAUUCCACAUCAAAGAUAAUAAAAAAUAAAGACUUUUCUUUUUCGCGAUAAUAUGUCGUCUAAAAAGGAACAUAUCAGAAAAGCAAAUCACUUAGCAGUCGAAUAGAAUAGAAAAUAAAAAACACAUUUUUUUAAGUCGUCCUUAUUUAGUCAUAUUUAUAUAUGUAUGUGAGUGUAUAUAGUUAGUCCUUUAAAAAAAAACAA